Nicotiana tabacum (common tobacco) is the source of this 746-nucleotide messenger RNA. The record is from RefSeq and is a predicted model, not a curated record. NCBI's taxonomy places the organism in Eukaryota, Viridiplantae, Streptophyta, Magnoliopsida, Solanales, Solanaceae.
GCCCUCACAGCACAACCAAAUCCACCUUCAAUUUUCCUAUUUCUAUUUCUUUUCAAACCACUACUUAUAUUGUAAAUUGUAAAUUGUAAAUUUAGCAGCUCCAGCUUUUAAUUAAACUGAAGUAAUUUUUGCCAUUGAAUGUUAGAAAGAGAGACUUCGAAUUGUUGUUACAGAAAGUAUGACAGAGAAUCAAUAUUAUUCACCUUCCCAUUCGGACCCAUCUCGACCUUCAUUAGGCUUCCCUCUGGGCACUGCCCUCCUCUUGCUAAUCAUCUUCAGCUUGAGUGGCAUCUUUUCUUGUUGCUACCAUUGGGACAAACUCCGUUCUCUCCGUCGAUCCUUCUCCGAUCCCGAAGCCGGCGAUGACCCUUCUUCUUUGAAAUCUGAACGUGCCCACACGAAUUGGAAGCAAAACCAAAUAUCAAAUAUGUCGGCAGUGUUGAUGCCUGGAGAUCAAGUACCAAAGUUCAUAGCAUUGCCAUGUCCAUGUCAGCCUCUCCGACCAGGAAAGGUAGUUGUAGAGAUGCAGCAGCCACCGCCGCCGCCGCCUUCUCCUCCGAAGCCACCUCAUAUGGGAGUGGCAGUACCUUUCUAUUAGCAAAGCUACCGCGGAAAUUUUUAGAACUGGACUAGUAAUUGGUUAUGUGUUUAGUGGAUAUAGAAUUGUAGUUCAAUCAAAUUCGUAAUGUUUUUAACUUGUAAAUAUUAAUGAAAUUUGAGCAAUUUUCUAAUACGUUUUUUUAUUA